AUGGUAUUAAUGGAUUGGGUUGUCACACAGGCAAUCAUAAAUAACGACACUACUGGGUUUAGGAAAAUGGUUGAAGAGGAUGAACACGUGGUCGACAAAAGAAUGGAAAAUGCUACUGUGUUACACCUGGCUUCAAGACUCGGACAUGUGGAGAUGGUGUCACUCAUUUUGGAACUGAGACCACAAAUGGUGACCGAAGAGAAUAACAUCAACUCAGAGACGCCGAUCCACGAAGCGUGUCGUAUGGGCCAGUACAGUGUGGUCAGGCUGCUCAUGGAGGCCAACAAAUGGAUGGCGGCCAAACUCAAUUCUGAGAACCAGAGCGCCUUGUUUCUGGCCUGUGACUACGGGCAUCUUAACAUUGUCAAUUUCCUUUUGGAUCACACUUACACUUCCUUAUGGUUGUUGAACAUCUUUGACCAUGCAGCUUGUCUCUAUGCUGCUGCCUCAAGAGGCCAACCAGAUAUUGCUAAAAGGUUGCUAGAAAGAUGUCCGAAUCUUGCUAAUCAAAAAGAUAGAAAUGGAUCUUUAGCAUUGCAUGGUGCUUGUAGAAGCGGGCAACUGGAGAUUACAUCAAUGCUUCUAAGGAUGGAUUCUAAUUACCAAGCUUUUCAAUUUGAUAACAGCGGUUACACACCGUUGCAUGUAGCAGCUAUACAUGGGAAGCUAGCCAUCUUGGAAGAGUUUGCAUCCGUUGCUCCUUCCUCCUUCCAGACUCUCUCUAAACAUGGAGAAAAUUUGUUCCAUCUUACCAUAAGAUUCAAUCAGUUUGAUGCCUUCAAAUUUGUAGGUGGCGUCCUCAAGGGAGCAACAUACAUGUUUUAUCAACCCGAUAGAUUUGGUAACACCAUCCAACAUCUUGCUCAUAUUGGAGGUUUGAACCAGUUUUCAGAAUAUAUCAACCGGGAAUCAGAAGAGAAAAUCAAUCAUCAAAUUGUAGGGAAUCAUAGGGGCAUUCUAUAUCAAACUGAAUUGCCUACAACAUCCAUGAACCUACCUGAAAUUCACUUUGAAGCAACUAUUCUAGACAAUAAAAGACACGAGAUAAACAGAUAUACAAGUUUGGUCAGUCAAACUACCGAACAAGAAGAAAAACAUAUCAAAGCUCACAAGAAAAACCCAAAAAAACAGAACAUAAAAUUGCAACAAGAAGCACUACAAAAUGCAAGGAGAAGAAUUACAAUAGUUGCAAUCUUGAUAGCCAGUAUUGCAUUCACAAAUGGUCUGAACCCUCCCCGUGGUGUCUACCAAGGCAAUUCAGUUAUGGGCAAAAAACGAGCAUUCAAGAUCUUUGCAAUCAGCAAUCACAUUGCAUUCUUUGCAUCCUUAUGCAUUGUUGCAGUGUUAGUUGGUGUUAUUCGUUUUAGGAGAAAGCCAUUGAAGCUGAUAUUAGCAGCAGCUUAUAUGGUUACGUGGGUGGCAUUUUCAUUCAUGGUUGUAUCAUGUGUUGCAGCAAUUUGGUGACUCUAUCAGUGCCUAAUCAAAUACUGGAUUUUAGACGCUCUA
Messenger RNA from Lactuca sativa (garden lettuce), 1506 nucleotides. RefSeq lists its product as uncharacterized. Gene Ontology annotation, molecular function: protein binding. The record is from RefSeq and is a predicted model, not a curated record. Lineage: Eukaryota; Viridiplantae; Streptophyta; Magnoliopsida; Asterales; Asteraceae. Gene Ontology annotation, cellular component: plasma membrane.